AUGGCAGUUAAUUGGCAGCUGUGGAAGAACUACCAAUAUGUGCUGGCCUUCCGUUUUGCCAUCAAGGAGAUCAAUAAGGACCCUCAGCUCCUCCCCAACAUGACCCUAGGUUUCCAACUCUACAAUUCCAUUACCAGUGGUCAGUUCACCCUGAGGAACACUCUGCACUGGCUGACGGGAAAGCAUCAUCUCAUCCCUAACUACAGCUGCCAGACACAAGGCAAGACAGUUGCCAUCAUUGCUGGAACAAUGUCAGCAUUUUCGGCUGAAAUUGGAACGAUGUUGGAGCUAUACAAGACCCCACAGGAGAUCAAUAAGGACCCCCAGCUCCUCCCCAACCUGACCCUGGGUUUCCAACUCUACAAUUCUGUUACCAGUGACCACUUCACCCUGAGGAGCACUCUGCACUGGCUGACAGGAAAGCAUCAUCUCAUCCCUAACUACACCUGCCAGACACAAGGCAAGACAGUUGCCAUCAUUGCUGGAACGAUGUCAGCAUUUUCGGCUGAAAUUGGAACGAUGUUGGAGCUGUACAAAACCCCUCAGAUCACAUAUGGUCCCUUUGAUCCCAUGCUAAGUGAGACAGCCAAGUUUCCAUCGCUCUAUCAGAUGGCCACCAGUGACAGCUCUCUGGCCUGCGGAAUGCUCUCAUUGCUGCUCCAUUUUGGCUGGAUUUGGGUGGCGAUCUUUGUAUCUAAUGAUCUGAAAGGAGAGCAGUUCCUUCAGGAUAUUUCAGCCAAGAUGGUGUGGAUCAUGGCUGCAAAAUGGGAGAUUGUUGUGCAUGAGACACAACAUAUGCUGCACUCUUUCCAUGGAGGCUUCUCAUUUUCACACCACAAGGGGGAAAUCCCUGGCCUCAAGCAUUUUGUCAAGACAGUGGACCCUUCCCACUACCCAGAAGAUUUCUUCCUCAGUCAACUAUGGCUUCAUGCUCUUCACUGCUUACCUUGGGGCUCACACUGUGGAACAAUUGGAGUCUGCCCCCCAAAUGCUUCCUUUGAGUUUUUCCCAGGACACAUUGACAUGCUGACCAUAUCUGACUCCAGCUAUUUCAUCUACAAUGCUGUGUAUGCAGUGGCCCAUGCCCUCCAUAAGAUGCUUUCAGAGCAAAUAGAAAAGGGACCUCCAGGUGAUGCAGCUCAACCUAGGAUUCUUCCAUGGCAGAAGAAUAAUCCCAUGUUAGGGCACAUCAAGGCUUUCCUGAAGGGCUCAAGAAGGCAACUGUGGAAGAACUACCAAUAUGUGCUGGCCUUCCGCUUUGCCAUCCAGGAGAUCAAUAAGGACCCCCAGCUCCUCCCCAACCUGACCCUGGGUUUCCAACUCUACAAUUCUGUUACCAGUGACCACUUCACCCUGAGGAGCACUCUGCACUGGCUGACAGGAAAGCAUCAUCUCAUCCCUAACUACACCUGCCAGACACAAGGCAAGACAGUUGCCAUCAUUGCUGGAACGAUGUCAGCAUUUUCGGCUGAAAUUGGAACGAUGUUGGAGCUGUACAAAACCCCUCAGAUCACAUAUGGUCCCUUUGAUCCCAUGCUAAGUGAGAGAGCCAAGUUUCCAUCGCUCUAUCAGAUGGCCACCAGUGACAGCUCUCUGGCCUGCGGAAUGCUCUCAUUGCUGCUACAUUUUGGCUGGACUUGGGUGGCGAUCUUUGUAUCUAGUGAUCUGAAAGGAGAGCAGUUCCUUCAGGAUAUUUUAGCCAAGAUGGUAAAGAAAGGUGUCUGCUUGGCCUACGCAACAAAGCUCCCUGACACUAAGAAAAUGUAUGAAAAAAUUGAAAUCUCUUUCCUAGAGGGGAUCCAAAUUUCAUCAGCAAAUGUGCAUAUUCUAUAUGGUGAUGUGAGGAGUCUCUAUACCAUGGAAUUUCUAAGCAAAUACUUUUUAACCCUGGGGAAGGUGUGGAUCAUGGCUGCCAAGUGGGAGAUUGUUGUGCAUGAGACAGACCACAUGCUGCACUCUUUCCAUGGAGGCUUCUCAUUUUCACACCACAAGGGGGAAAUCCCUGGCCUCAAGCAUUUUGUCAAGACAGUGGACCCUUCCCACUACCCAGAAGAUUUCUUCCUCAGUCAACUAUGGCUUCAUGCUCUUCACUGCUUACCUCGGGGCUCACACUGUGGAACAGUUGGAGUCUGCCCCCCAAAUGCUUCCUUUGAGUUUUUCCCAGGACACAUUGACAUGCUGACCAUAUCUGACUCCAGCUAUUUCAUCUACAAUGCUGUGUAUGCAGUGGCCCAUGCCCUCCAUAAGAUGCUUUCAGAGCAAAUAGAAAAGGGACCUCCAGGUGAUGCAGCUCAACCUAGGAUUCUUCCAUGGCAGCUUCAUCCACUUCUGAGGAAAAUCCAAUUUACCAACAGUGCUGGGGAGGAUGUUUCCUUCCAGGAAAUGAGACACCGUAUGGCACACUACGAUAUCCACAACAUUGUGAACUUUCCUGCUGGAUUUCGGUUGCUUAUUAAAAUUGGGGAGUUUUCCUCUGAAAAUGCACAUGACCAAGGCUUGAUCCUCAAUGAAGAGAUGAUAGAAUGGCCUGUAGCAUUCAAGGAGACUCCUCAGUCUUUGUGUAGCCAGAGGUGUGGUCCAGGAUUCAGGAAAAUGACACAGGAAGGAAAGCCGCUUUGUUGCUAUACUUGUGUUGUUUGUCCGGAGAGAGACAUUUCCAAUCAUACAGAUGCAGAGCAGUGCACCCCGUGUGCAGAUCACGAGUACCCAAACCUGGAGAGAAACCACUGCCUCCCCAAGCUGGUGACCUUCCUAGCCUUUGAGGAAUCCCUGGGGAUGGCUCUGGCCUGCAUGGCUCUGUGCUUCUCUGUCCUCACAGCUGCGGUCCUCUGGGUCUUUGUGAGGCACCGAGACACUCCCAUCGUCAAGGCCAAUAACAGGACCCUCAGCUACAUCCUGCUCAUCACCCUGCUCCUGUGCUUUCUCUGCUCCUUACUCUUCAUUGGCCGUCCCAACACAGCCACCUGCCACCUCCAGCAAAUAGCAUUUGGCCUUGUGUUCACAGUGGCUGUUUCCACUGUGCUGGCCAAGACCAUCACUGUGAUUCUGGCCUUCAAAGCUCUGAAACCUGGAAGAACAAUGAGGCGAUUGCUGGUAAUAGGAGCUUCUAACUUCAUCAUUCCCAUCUGCUCUUUCAUCCAACUGGCUCUCUGUGGCAUCUGGUUGGGAAGUUCUCCUCCCUUUAUUGACAUAGAUGUACACUCUGAGCCUGGCCACAUCAUCCUGGUGUGCAAUAAGGGCUCGGUCACUGCCUUCUACUGUGCACUGGGCUACCUGGGCUCCUUGGCCCUGGCGAGCUUCACUGUGGCUUUCCUAGCCAGGAAUCUGCCUGACACGUUCAAUGAAGCCAAGUUCUUGACGUUCAGCAUGCUGGUGUUCUGCAGUGUCUGGGUGACCUUCCUGCCUGUCUACCACAGCACCAAGGGGAAGGUCAUGGUGGCUGUGGAGACCUUCUCCAUCUUGGCCUCCAGUGCAGGGCUCCUGGGCUGCAUCUUUGUCCCCAAAUGCUACGUUAUUCUCAUAAAACCUGAUAUAAAUUCUUUAAAAGCUUUAAAGAUUCAGAGCAGUUCUAGGAGAUCCUAA
Lepus europaeus (European hare) is the source of this 3582-nucleotide messenger RNA. Its product is annotated as vomeronasal type-2 receptor 116-like. The record is from RefSeq and is a predicted model, not a curated record. Gene Ontology annotation, biological process: G protein-coupled receptor signaling pathway. Bases 1 to 3582 code for a protein of 1193 amino acids. Lineage: Eukaryota; Metazoa; Chordata; Mammalia; Lagomorpha; Leporidae. The transcript is spliced from 11 exons. Gene Ontology annotation, cellular component: membrane. Gene Ontology annotation, molecular function: G protein-coupled receptor activity.